Molecule: messenger RNA, 644 nt
Organism: Engraulis encrasicolus (European anchovy)
Lineage: Eukaryota; Metazoa; Chordata; Actinopteri; Clupeiformes; Engraulidae
Product: nephrocystin-4-like
Exons: 6
Coding region: 21-644 (207 amino acids)
Biological process (GO): protein localization to ciliary transition zone; negative regulation of canonical Wnt signaling pathway
Cellular component (GO): non-motile cilium; ciliary transition zone; cytoskeleton
Source: RefSeq, a predicted model, not a curated record
AGCGCGGAAGUGCAGCAUCGAUGUCGGACUGGACCGAAGAGUUCGGCCGCAGUAGAACGGUACCCCCCCGCGGCCAAACUGCACGACAGUCGGAUAGUGGAAGAACUCCACAAGGCUUCAAACUCGCUUUGAAGAAGUUGGACGGAGUGUCUGUUUUUCAGAGAGCGCUGAGUGUGCAGUUGCGUGGGACUCUGUGGGACUCGUUGCAGCACCUCUUCUAUGGCAACACCUGGAGGAGCCGAGAGCAGCAGUACAGUGGAGAGGAGAACACACUAGAUAUACAGCAGGAGGCAGUGUAUUUUCUGUCCGUCUCCUCUGCUUCUUCUGUGUUGGUGGUCGAGUUGGUGGAGCUGACUUCCCAGCAUGCACUGGGCCGUGGCUUUGGAAUCCUGCAGCUAGACUCCGCCUCCCCUGGCGACCAGAGGGUGGCAAUGUGCAAGGGGACACCUAGAGAUCUCCUCACCCCUGGCCUCAAACACACUGAAGUUACAGGUGUGGAGCUGGUGUGUUGUCUUCAGCAUGAUGCGUCUCUGAGAUCCGUCAUUCCCCUGCUGCCCCCAAACAUGCUCAUCUCCUCCCACACACACCUCCCCGGCACCACACACACGCCGCACACCCCGCACAGCGCAGACACGGUCCCAUGA